GGUCCGAGGGAGCGCGCGCCGACUGCAGCUCUCGUGAGUUCCGGUGACAAUGAGAUGAGUUGAGGACUGGGCGCUGCGAGGCAGUGGACGGAGGGACGGACGGACGAAGGAAGGAGCGCUGCUCGUGUGGGAUCUCGGAACACUACGGCUGCGCGCUCCUUGUUGUUGUGGUUUUUUUUUUUUCUUGUAAAAAUAGCGGAUAUUUUUUCCUCCUCUUUUUCUUGGAUGUGGCGCUGUGACCAAAGUUUUCCUGCCGUGCUUCGUGUCUGCUGGUGGCCCCAGUUCGGGAGGAGCGGUUCCGCUGAAGCUCUCUCUCUCUCUCUCUCUCACUCUCUCACUCACUCACCUCCGUCGCUGGGCUCGCGCUCCGCACUCUUACGGCUCUCCGGGGAAACUUGGAUCUCGGCGCCGACAGCCGCUCCUUCCCUGCCUUCCUCCCGUCUUACUGCUGCUCUCGCUCGCUGCCACCGAACGAACGCUGCGCUCAUCACAUCACCGAAGAAAGUCGCACUUCUCCGCGCGCGCGGUCUCGCCACCAAAAGUUGAGCGCUCGCGCCCGCUCAUCAUCAUCAUCAUCAUCAUCAUCAUCAUCAUCGUCGUCCCUCGGCCAGCGAGCGCCGGACGGUGGACGAGCAGCGGGCGGGACAGAUCGCGGCGGUGCGGCCGGCCGGCCGGGGAACCAUGCUGGGUGUGCGAGCGCAGCGCGGCCCGGGGCCCGGCGCCCUUCUCCUCCUCCCGGUGCUGCUGCUGCUGCUGCUCCUUCUCUCUGGACCGUCGGGCUACGGAGCAGAUGCGAGCGAUUACAGCGAGGUGCUGCCCGACUCCUUCCCGUCGGCGGCCGCCGAGCCCCUCCCCGAGUUCCAGCUGGAGCCGGAAGAUGCCUUCAUCGUCAAGAACCGGCCUGUCCAGCUUCGCUGCCGAGCCUCUCCCGCCACCCAGAUCUACUUCAAGUGCAACGGGGAGUGGGUCAACCAGAAUGACCAUGUGACCAGGGAGAGUCUGGACCAGAUCACAGGCCUCGUUGUGCGGGAGGUGGACAUCUCCGUCUCCAGGACCCAGGUGGAGGAGCUUUUCGGGCUGGAGGAUUACUGGUGCCAGUGCGUGGCUUGGAGUUCGGCAGGGACCACCAAGAGCCGCCGCGCCUACGUCCGCAUUGCGUACCUGCGCAAGAACUUUGAGCAGGAGCCGCUGGGCCGGGAGGUUCGCUUGGAGCAAGAGGUGCUGCUGCAGUGUCGCCCCCCGGAGGGCAUCCCCCCCGCAGAGGUGGACUGGCUAAAGAACGAGGAGACGAUUGACCCGGCCCUGGACUCCAACUUCCUGGUCACCGUCGACCACGACUUGAUCAUCAAGCAGGCGCGCUUGUCCGACACGGCCAACUACACCUGCGUGGCACGGAACGUGGUGGCCAAGAGGAGGAGCAGCACCGCCACCCUCAUCGUCUACGUGAGCGGCGGGUGGUCCUCCUGGACCGAGUGGUCGGAGUGCAACGCAAAGUGUGGGCGGGGCUGGCAGAGAAGGACCCGCAGCUGCACCAAUCCAGCGCCGCUCAACGGAGGGGCUUUCUGCGAGGGUCCGCCCUUCCAGAGGAUCACCUGCACCACUCUGUGUCCGGUGGACGGCGGCUGGACGGAGUGGGCCAAGUGGUCAGCCUGCGGCACCGAGUGCACCCACUGGCGCAGCCGCGAGUGCCAAGCCCCGCCUCCCCGCAACGGCGGCCGCCACUGCGUCGGGAACAUGAUGGAGAGCAAGAACUGCACGGAAGGGCUGUGCUCGCGGAAUAAAAAGGUUUCUAUUGAACGUGAAAGUCAUCCGCUCGAACCGGGGGCGGGUCUGGCCGUGUACGCCGGACUGGUGGGGGCGCUGCUGCUCUGCGGGGUGCUCCUGCUGUGCGUGGGGGUGCUGGCGUACCGCCGGAGCUGUCGCCACCUCCGCAGCGACAUCACGGACUCCUCGUCCGCCCUCACGGCCGCAUUCCAUCCCAGCAACUACAAGCCCCCGAGACAGGACAAUCCGCACCUGCUGCACCCCUCCGCCCCCCCCGACCUGACCGCGACGGCCGGCUCCUUCCGAGGGCCCCUGUUCUCGCUGCAGCAGAGCGCCGUCGACGGCCACCACAAGAUCCCCAUGACGACGUCGCCCCUGCUGGACCCGCUGCCCAGCCUGAAGAUCAAGGUGUACAACUCGUCCACGCUGUCGUCCCUGGAGCUCCCUGGCGACGGGAGCUCGGCGGACGGAGAGAUCCUAAGCCUGAAGGCGGUGGGCGCGGGCCCUCGGCCGGACCCCCGGGACACGCACGGCUACACGCUGCCCCGUGACCCCGGGAACAGCGCGAGCGCCACCCUGGGCUGUCUGGGAGGCCGGCUCAGCGUCCCCAGCACCGGCGUGAGUCUGCUGGUCCCCCCAGGAGCCAUCCCCCAAGGGAAGUUCUACGAGAUGUACCUCAUCAUCAACAAGUGGGAGAAAACCACGUCGCCAUCCGAGGGCAGCCAGACGGCGCUGGGUCCCGUGGUGAGCUGCGGACCCUCGGGCAUGCUGCUGAGUCGUCCUGUGGUGCUCACCCUCCCCCACUGUGCCCAGCUGGACUCCCCUGACUGGACUCUCACCCUCAAGACGCAGAAUCACCAGGGGGACUGGGAGGAGGUGCUGACAGCCGGCGAGGAGAGCUUCUCGUCACCCUGCUACCUGCAGAUAGAGGAGCAGAGCUGCCACGUCCUGAUGGAGCAGCUGGGAACGUACGGGCUGGCGGGGCGGUCCGCUCCUCCCCGGGCGGCCUGCAAGCGCCUGCAGCUGGCUCUCUUCGCCCCGAGAGCGCCCUGCCUCUCGCUGGACUACAGCCUGCGCAUCUACUGCACCCAGGACACGCCUCACGCCCUCAAGGAGGUCCUGGAGCUGGAACGCAGCCUGGGCGGAGUGCUGCUGGAGGAUCCCAAACCGCUUCUCUUCAAGGACAGCUACCACAACCUGCGGCUCUCCAUCCACGACAUCCCGCACUCCCACUGGAGGAGCAAGCUUCUCGCCAAGUACCAGGAGAUCCCGUUCUACCACAUCUGGAGCGGCAGCCAACGGCCGCUGCACUGCGCCUUCAGCUUGGAGCGGGGAAGCCUGGCCGUGUCGCAGCUCACCUGCAAGAUCUGCGUCCGUCAGGUGGAGGGAGAGGGGCAGAUAUUCCAGCUGCGCACCGACAUCCAGGAGACUCUACCGCCGCACUCGCCCCUCCCGUCCGGGGAUACCUGUGUGCCGUCCUCCCAGGUGGGGCCCUAUGCCUUCCGGCUGCCUGCAUCCAUCCGCCACAAGAUCUGUGCCAGUCUGGACGCCCCGAGCGCCCGUGGCUGUGAUUGGAGGCUGCUUGCCCACAGCCUGGGCUUUGACAGGUACCUGAACUAUUUUGCAACAAAACCCAGCCCCACAGGUGUGCUACUUGACCUAUGGGAAGCCUGUCACCAAGGUGACGCAGACCUGGUCUCCCUGGCGACUGCGCUCGAAGAGAUGGGCAAGAGCGAGGUGCUGGUCGUCAUGACGACGGAAGGGGACUGCUGAUUGGCCCUCGGACACGCGGCCAAAAGAGAAAAAAAAAAACCCACCAGUACCCAUGCGAGGACGCGUGCGCGAGCGCUGCCGGCGCGUCGCUUGCCACGUGAACCCCGGUUGCGUCCCAGUCCUCACCUGUGUUUCCUGCUAUGAAGGACGCCGUUUGUCGUCAGCGAGGGGGUGGGGGGGGGAUAGGGCACCUAAACUCGCGCUUCCCCGCGCGUCUCCUCCGUCGGGGCUCGGCACCUCUACGCACGCUCCCCGUGACCAGCCGUGACCGUUGCGGGCGAGCGUCGGCUUCCCGCAAGGGAAAACGAAGGUGCGCAACCCUGCGGUGCAAUAUCGGUUUUGGGAUCUCGGCGAAAUACUUGCCCAUGUAUUUAUUUAUUUUUUUUUUUUACUCUCUUCAGGGAAAAAGUAAGGAUUUUUGGCCUGCAAUUAGUAGAGUGAAGUACCAAAAACGUAUUGGGAUUAGAUGUAAAGUAGGAAGCGUUACGUAUGGAACGGCACACGUGUGGUGACACGCGGUCACGCGGGCGCUCGGUACGAAACGCUUUUCGGUCGGUAGGCGCCGUCGUCGUGCUCGGAAGGCCUUUGUCUCCUAGCGACACGCGCUUCGAAGAGAGGUAACUCGUGCUCGGAGCGCGGUUUCGGAGCAGCGGCCGGUUAACGAUGAGGAUCCUUCACGCCCUCGGGUUCCGGACGUGCUGACGCGGACGAGCGGACGGGAGACGAACGGUGCGCGGAUGAAGCUCCUCAUACCGAGCUGUCCAGCCCUGUUUCUGUCAGCGCCAACUGGCACAUGACAGGUCAAAUCAGAAUCCUGCUGGUCUCUCUCUCUCUCUCUCUCUCUCUCUCUCUCUCUCUCUCUCUCUCUCUCUCUCAAUUUUGGUGACGAUGGCAGUAUGUGCUGACGACGAGCAGGUGGCACGAGGCCACGUGUGUCCGUUAGACCGGCGGAAUCGGGAUGCAGUGACUGCGGCCGCAAUCCACCAAAAGCCUCCGUUUUUUCCCCAUGAAACACUAUUUGCUCCAAAGUUUUGCCCGUCUUUGCUCUGCCCCAUCUGCUCUUUUUUCCCCCCACAGUUUCUUUUUUGCAAAAAGUCAGAAGGGCGCCUUUGGUAAACUCUUACAAGUUUCCUAUAGGGAACGCAAUUUUUACGUUUUCGUCCAUAUUUUUGGAUUUUUUUUUCCUCACUCCUUUUUACCUUUAUGCCAGGUUUUUUUUUUUUUUUUUAUCUCAAUCGCAACUAAAUAGGACCAUUUGCGUUGCUGUAGGGCCCUCGUUCAGUCGAUUACCCGCUCCCUCGAUGAGUUUUCUUGCUGAUUCAAGCUGGAGGCAGAUGGAGGUUUUGGGGGGUGGCACAGAAUCGCACGAGUGGGAGGGGGCAGCGGGGGGCAAGGACGGGUGGGCGCGUGGGCGACGCUGGCAGAGGGUGCUGGGAGAAAUUCAGGAACGCAGCGAGACAGACUCUCGUGGAGACCGCGCUGACUCGAAGACCACGUUGCAGCUGCAGACAGAUUAUGGCAGGAAACGAACCGCAAAUCCGUGUAAUUAUCGCAGCCUUGAAAUCGGAGACCAAGCGCGUGAGGGCGAAUUUUGAAAUGCUUAAUUCCGCAAAAUUCUUAAUUGUUAAAUUGGAUGUGACCCGCCGCAUGAAUCCGACUCGCUUCCGGACGAGGCUGCGAUUUUAAUUGGCUGCUGGGGGUCAGCAUGGUAACCGGCGUCCGAUUCUUGAAUGAUUGCCGAGGCUCCUGGGAAAUUCUGGCUUUGAUUUUAAUUGGUUUCGCAACCGUGAAAGUCUAGUUGUUCUGAUCUGCUAAAGUUUAGGGUGUGAUCUGUAGGUGUCAGUUUUCCAAAAAAAAAAAAAAAAUAAAAAUUCUUUGUUUGACCGUCGCUCUCUCAACUGUCCUUUGUGCUUAAUGAGCUGCUGUAGUCAGGGGUCGUUCAUAUUAUAUGGGAUCAUUUCCGUUCUCGUCUCUUAUCAUUACAGUUAUUGUCGCUAUCGCGAUUAUCGUUGUCUGCAGCAGCAUUAUUAGUGCUCUAAUUACUAUUGUUACUGUUUUUUAUUAUUUUUACAAUUACACGGUUAUUACUGUUACAAGCUAAAGUGUUUGACUGUCAGGAAGAGAGGAAAAGGAAGAGACCAUCAGUAUCGUUUCGUCCCUCGGAAACCGUAAACGCGUGACCUGUUUUUUGGGACCGACUCCCUGAGCGAACGUCUUGUGGUCUGCGAGAGUGUGCUUCGUUUUCUUGAGUCGUUUCUCCGAAUAAGUACUAUGCAAGUACAAAACAGCCGCAUCUGAAGAAUUUGCCUUUUUUUUUUUUUUUUUUUUUGCCCCUGUACAGUGUGCAAAAAGUGUAUACUUCUACAGGAGACGGGCGGAGGUAGACAGGGCCGUAUUGUCAUUCCGCAGAAGGGGAGGUGUUCCGCCGGCUCUCGGAAACGCCUUUGCCCCCUUCGGCCGCAACGGAACGGCGGUUCCGACGAGCGAAAACCGACGACGUUGAGCCGGGGGAGCGACGUUCCGCCUUCGGCGGUUUGGAGAAACCGGACGUUGUUGCGAAGGGUUUCCAAGCAUCGGUGCUGAGCCAAGAGCAAGCGGUGGCCUCAACUCUUCUUGUUCUGUUCGAUACAGAUACGGAUCAAUGACAUGCAACAAAAAAAAAAAAAAAAAA
Molecule: messenger RNA, 6208 nt
Organism: Scleropages formosus (Asian bonytongue)
Lineage: Eukaryota; Metazoa; Chordata; Actinopteri; Osteoglossiformes; Osteoglossidae
Gene: unc5b
Product: unc-5 netrin receptor B
Exons: 17
Coding region: 682-3537 (951 amino acids)
Biological process (GO): anterior/posterior axon guidance; netrin-activated signaling pathway
Cellular component (GO): membrane
Molecular function (GO): protein binding; netrin receptor activity
Source: RefSeq, a predicted model, not a curated record